UUUCCAGGAAGCGAAAAACGAAACAGAACGAAAGGAAAACAACUUGGACACUUGGUUGAACUUGGAUCUAGAUCUAGGUCUAGAUAAUAAAAUAAAUAAAUCUAGAUUUAGAUUUUAGAUCUACUAUCUAGCCUAGUCUAGAAGGCUAAGAUUUAUCAUAGUCUACUAUUCAUAAAAAUGUCAAUGGACGCUAAAGAAGUCAAAUCAUGUUUAAAAGGUGCAUUAGAAGCUAUACGGGAAUCAGACUUCAAGGAAGCUUUAAAGCAUUGCAAGGCAGUCUUAGCAGUUGACAAAGAAAAUUAUAAUGCCUUGGUUUUUAUGGGAAAAGCUGCAGAGGGCUUGCAGCAGCCAGACCAAGGUUUAAAAGCUUAUCGAAGAGCAGCAGAAAACCAACCUGACCAGCUGUUGGCAUGGCAAGGUUUGGCAAGUAUUGUGGAUAAAAACCCAGAGUUGAUGGCACCAGAGGAAAUUAUUACUACCUAUCAGAAACUUCUCAAUAUGAGUUCUAGUGAUGUAAAAAAACAGAUUCUCUACUGUCACAAACUUGCAGAUCUCUAUAUAAAAAUAAAUGAUACACAAAAGGCACUUCAAACCCUGGUUGAGCUUUUAGAGCUAGAAAAAGAAAGUGAAGGGCGGAUGAGUUCUUAUAAUUCUGUAAUUAACAUUCUCUCUCCAAUGGCUCCACACCUUUCCAAAGAACAUCUUGACCUGUAUGAAGAAGCUUUAACUGAAAUUCUUCAAAGCUCUGUUUCCUUAAGUCCAGUGGACCAAACUGGUUUUGUUGAGAAACUUCUUUUGUUAACAUCUCAGAUAAGUGUUUACAAGGUGCCAGCAUUAGCUGCAAGUCUAAAGGAGAAAUUUCCCCUGGCACCAGCACCAACUGAGUACAUACUUAGACAUCACCUUGACAGUAACAUUGGUAAUGGCAGCAUCUCAUCUGAAACUUGCACUACAGUUAAAGAGCUCAUGGCUGAUCUCUCCAAGUUAAAACCAGACUCAAACAUAAUUCUCAUUGCACAAGGCUUCACAGCAUUUGUUGAGAAACAGUUUGACCAAGCAUUAGCUUUACUUGAAGCUGCUUCUGUCUAUGAUGAAGUGAGUGGCCUGUACUAUUUAAGUCGGACAUAUUUGGAACUUCACAAGAAUUCUCAGUGUCUUGGGACUAGCAUCAAAGGUCUAGCAAAGCUCAACUCCAAGUGUCUGCUGUGUGCCUCUUGUGAUCAUGUGAUGAACAUGUUCAAGCUAGUCCAGGCUGAAGCGCUGAGGGAAAUUAGCACACCAGAAUCACAAGAACAAGCUCUUACACUGCUGGAAGAGCUUUCAGAAAAAAUACCCCUUGAAUCAUUCCUCAUCAAAGCCUACAUAUACCUUGAUCAAGGAGAACUUGCUGAAGCAGAGAUUUGUGUGAGAUACCUUCCACAAGAGCCAGUUUCAGUUCAAACACUGAAUGCCAUGAUUUUGAUGCAUAAAAAAGAUUAUGUUUCCGCUUUGAAAAUACUAGAAAGUAUUGUUAACAAUGAUCCAACAGACUUUAGGGCAACAUUAAAACUUGGACAACUUUUUUGGGAAAUGCGUCUAAGAACAGAUAUUGACAAUGUGAAGCAAAAAUGUUUUGCUUAUCUUUUAAAGGCUGCUAAACUGGAUCCCAACUACUACGAAAGUUUUUUAUACUUAGGAUUCUACUAUAAAGAAAACCAGGAUGAUGUUAAAGCAAGAAAGUGUUUCCAAAAAGCUUAUGAUCUUAACCACAACUCAGAGUUAGCGGCUUGUGCUCUUGUUGACAGCCUGGUUCAAGCUGGGGAUGAUGCCCAGAGCUUAAAAAUUCUGGAGACAACUACAUCACAGGCAGCAGCUGGGUGUGCAAAAUGGGCUUGGCUGCGCUUGGGGUUGUAUCAAAUAAAACAUGAAAAUCCAAGCAAGGCUAUAAUGUCUCUCCAGUCAGCACUUAGGGCAGAUCCAAAUGAUAACCAUGUGUGGGAGUGCUUAGCUGAGGCUUAUUUACAGCGGGGGAGUCUGACUGCUGCUCUUAAAGCUUUUGCUAAAUCUUCUGAGCUGGAUACAAACUCAUUGUAUAGUCUGUACAAAAUUGCUAACAUUAAACAUCUCCUGGGAUCUCUGUCUGAAGCUGUUGAGGAAUAUAAAGAGAUCUUGAAAAAAUCCCCUAAUUAUAUUCCUGUAUUAAAAGGAGUAGCUGAAAGUUUAAUCCAUCUGGGUAAAAAAAACCUGGACAGCUGCUUAGAUGGACUUGCCCAGGAUCAUUUUGAGGAGGCCAUUCUGUAUUUGACAAAAGCUGCUGGUCAAAGACCAGACAUGUCUUGUCUGUGGAAGUUGUUGGGAGAUGCUUGUACACAAGUUGUUUCACUAGCUUCAGAUACUUACAGUGUACCAGUAAAGCUGUUAGGUAAAGUGACCUCUGACCUGGAAGUAAGAACUGUCAACAAAAUGGAGCUUUUGAAAAUCGGUGCUAGGUGCUAUAGUCAGGCAGUGAAGAUUCUACCAGAGAGUGGAGCCCUGUGGCAUGAUUUAAGCAUCAGCUUGUACCACCAAAGCCAGUUAUUGUUGAGCCUGGACUCUGUCGCUGAAGGUCUCCAAUUGCUAGAAAAAAGUUGUCAGGCAGUCAAGAAGGCAUUAGUGUUAGAGCCCAACAACUGGAGGCACUGGAAUGCUCUAGGAGUUAUUGCAUGUUGCUCUGCUGAACAGAAGCCAGCCCUAGCUCAACACUGCUUUAUCAAAUCUAUUGAAUGUGAAUCAUCAAAUGUCACAGCGUGGACCAACCUUGGAGUUUUUUACCUAGCUAACAGUGAAAUCCAGCUAGCCCACAAUGCAUUCAAAGCUGCUCAGAGUAUUGACCCUACCUACAUGGCAUGUUGGGUUGGCCAGGCAUUAAUUGCUGAGAUUGUUGGCCAUGAAGAAGCUAUGGAUCUCUUCAGACACACAACAGAGCUAGGCUUCCAUCUUGAAAGUGCCAUUGGCUAUGGUCAGUGGGUGUUGGAUGUACUUGGUGAUGUAACUAAGAGAGAGACCAGUUUCUUUCACUUCUGCAUUCAGCAGAUGGCAGCCCUACCUGCAGCAUGUGAUGCAUUAACUAGAUAUACCUGUCGUAUCAAAACUGAUCCAGUUGCAUUGAACAUGUUGGGACUAUUGUAUGAGCAUCAAAAUCUUUUGCAGUCUGCUGUCAAUGCCUUUAGAGAGGCAGUUAAAUUACUUGAUAUUGAUGACCCAUUGAACCACUCAGUCAGUGUAAAACUUAACCUAGCUCGACUUCUGUGCAAACAAGGUAAAAGUGAGGAAUCUGUGUCCCUCUUCAAGUCUUGUGAUUUAUCUUCCAAUGUUGAACAAACUUGCCAGUUGGGGCUUGCUUUAUUCAAGUGUCAUCAAUUUUCUGAAAGCUACAGGGUUUAUAAAGAUGCAUUGAGUAUGUCAGAGGGCACAGCAUACAAGUCAGAGAUUUGUACUGCACUUGGAAUGUUAGCUUACAUCCAGGGGGAUACUGCUGAUGCUAAAGCUAAACUCUUUGAUGGGUUUCAAACCUCUGCGCCAUCUCCCCAUGUCCUACUUGCUGUCAGUGCCCUGGGUUUGCUGCAGCAAGAUAUGACUCUAGCUUCAGCUGGACAACAGGAACUCUUCAAUAGGGAGGACCAAACAAAGUUUACAAGGGACAUCACUCUCUUACAACUUUACACUUACUUAUUAGAGGGUCAUGUGGACAAGGCCAUUGAAUGGCUGCAAGAAUUGGAACAAGGCAAGCCAGAACUAUGGCCCCUGUGGGAAGGUUUUGUCUCAUAUUUUGCUGAACAAAAAGAUUUCUCUCAUCUCAUAUCUGUUGUGGAUCAUCUAUGCCAGGUUUAUUAUGGAGGUUCAGAGCUGACUUUGAAAGAAAAUACCAAACCCAUUCAUAGCCAAGAAACUCUCCUGGGUUUGGUGCAGCUGUUGCAUGGUCACCAUCACAGGCAAGUCAGAAGAAAAAAUGCUUUGGUAACAGCUCAAAAGGCUUUCCAUACUAAUCCAGGCUCCAGAACUUCUUUGAUGACUUUAGUCUGUGCCCUUCAUGCUGAAGGUGCCAUUGGUACAGCAUUGACAGGCAGCAAGCAGAUGUUUAGGUGGGAACAAAGUAUCCUCGGGUCACUGUUAGAUACAGGUGAUCUGUCUGAGGAACUUGAAGUCUGGUGCCUUCAACUGUUGGUAGUUUGUUGUAUUGAAGCAGCUGAUGAGGCUCUUCUAAACUUGACUUUGUCAAGACUUGAGAAGAAACAAUCACUGGCUGUAGAAUUUCUCAAGUCUAUCAAGGCCUUUCUGUCACAAGAGGCAGAUGUGAACCCUUCUGGCAAACUCCCUCUUUUGGUGAGCUGUGCCUUGAGCUAUCAAAGUCAAAACUUUGAAAAUGCGACACAAAUUUUAAAACACCAAUCUCAUGAUAACAACCUGUUAAUCCUGAGGAAUUUAUUAGAAAGAAAAAUACAAAUGGCUUACCAUGGUUUAAAGGAUCAAUUGAACAAUGCAAUAUUAAGCCAAAGUAUUGAUGAAGCUAUCGAGACGCUGAAAACCAAUGACAUAAAGUCAACAAUAGCAUUAGUGUUUGAGGGUUUGAGAGCUGAGGGAAUCAAUGACAAAAGGAGAGCCAAACAUUUGUUUGCUACAGCAUUAGACCAUUUAGAUGUUGACAAGGAAAUUGGUUAUUGUAGCUCCUUCAUCAGACAAAGGCUGCUGGCAAACUUGGCUGACUCAGCUCAAGACAAGAGCCUCAGGGCUGCUCUUCUGGAUGAUGCUAGAACCAAGGGAGACACAACAACUCUAACUAUGUUUGAUGAGCUGGUCAGCAAAUAGUUUUUGCUCUAAAUGUACCAUUUAAAAUGUUUAUUGAAUAAAAUAUUUUAAAGUUU
Messenger RNA from Physella acuta, 4880 nucleotides. RefSeq names its product superkiller complex protein 3. Gene Ontology annotation, biological process: nuclear-transcribed mRNA catabolic process. NCBI's taxonomy places the organism in Eukaryota, Metazoa, Mollusca, Gastropoda, Physidae. Gene Ontology annotation, molecular function: protein binding. The record is from RefSeq and is a predicted model, not a curated record. Gene Ontology annotation, cellular component: Ski complex.